AUGGGGCUACCCUGCCCUGGUGGAAUAGAGUCAUUUAAAGAAACAGCAGUAACUUGCGACAAAAUGGGAAAGAUCAUCUUCUACGAAGACAGAAACUUCCAGGGUCAGCACCAUGAAUGCUACAGUGACUGUGCCGAUCUGCAGUCUCACUUCAAUCGCUGUAAUUCCAUCCGGGUCGAUAGUGGGUGCUGGAUGAUCUAUGAGCGUCCCAAUUACAUGGGAUACCAGUACUUCCUGAGCAAGGGAGAGUACCCUGAUUACCAGAGGUGGAUGGGUUUUAAUGACACAGUCAGGUCCUGCCGCAUGAUUCCUACAUACAGGGGAUCGUAUCGAGUGAGAGUGUAUGAGAAGCCUGAAUUUGGAGGCCAGAUGAUGGAGUUCACAGAUGACUGCCCAUCUGUCCAUGAUCGAUUCCGUUUCCAGGACAUUCACUCCUGCAAUGUGUCAGAAGGUUACUGGCUCUUCUAUGAACAUCCCAACUACAGGGGAAGACAGUACUUCUUGAAACCUGGAGAUUACAGAAAGUGCAGUGAUUGGGGUGCCCUAACCUCCAGAAUUGGCUCUUUCAGACGCAUCAUGGAUUGUUAUUAA
Messenger RNA from Protopterus annectens (West African lungfish), 591 nucleotides. Its product is annotated as gamma-crystallin M2-like. The transcript has 4 exons. Gene Ontology annotation, biological process: visual perception; lens development in camera-type eye. NCBI's taxonomy places the organism in Eukaryota, Metazoa, Chordata, Ceratodontiformes, Protopteridae. The coding region runs from base 1 to 591 and encodes 196 amino acids. The record is from RefSeq and is a predicted model, not a curated record. Gene Ontology annotation, molecular function: structural constituent of eye lens.